AGAGAUUGAACUCCUCUUUCGCAAAUGGGCUCAUCCAUUUUGGCGCAUGCGUAUAGCUUUCAUUCCAGAGAGGAAAAUUUGAAGUUUGGGCAAAACAGGUGUUGGAGCUGAAAUAUUUACUUCUUUCAAUAAUCAAGUCACAAUGGAUGGCGAAGAAUUGGACUGGACGACUGAGAACAAGCCAAGAGAGGUGCGGACAGGUCGGCGGGCGAGGGCGGCUCCAGCCUUCACACUGGAGGACAGCGCUGGUGGAAUAGACGAUGAUGACAUUGGCAAUGACAUUGGAGGGGGCAGCAGUUCCCCGGGACCGCCGCGUCCCUGCAGACGACAGGGAGGCUGGGCAGACGAUACAGGCAAGGAGAAGAAAAGACCAGAGGGGAAGAAGUCUAUGGAUGAUGCAGUAGAAGACGCCCGUCUGCGGUCCGACUCGCCACCGCGGAGGGAUGACUCUGAUGAGGUUUACAGGUCAACAAGAUUGCAACGUACAGAGAGCUGGAUACUGAUCUAUUCAAACAAGCGGCUUUCCUCAUCCUGGAUGAUGAGAUUGACCUGAAGCCCCUUGCCAAAUGUCUGUCAGCUGAAACAGAUGUUCUGGAGGAGGACAAACCCUGGGACUGGGACAGGCUGUUCACAGAGGUGACCUCAGAACUACAGGUGGAGUGGGAGGCUGAAAGGCCGAAGGAGGAGGACGAGCCUCUACCAAUGCAGGGAUGAUAACGUGCAUUACUUAUUAAGAAAGCUUCUCCUUAACUAAGAUGUACAUAGGUUUAGAUAAUGGUGUGUAAAUUUACCAGCUUGGGGGUUAAACUUGAUUGAUGUUUCAACUUGGGAUAGACUGUCUUGUGUCAGUUAUCAUCAGUUGUCUAUUCAUUAUUCAUUGCCAUGUUUAGAGGUGGUUUUGUGAUAACCUUUUCCACUCUACAGGUGCCACACACACCAAGUUUGUAUUGAUUUUUUAAGAUGUUAGCCUUAUAAAGAUCAAUGUGGAGAUUGUGCACAUUCCCUUAUGAACGAGAUGUAGACAACAAAGUUUUUGUGUGACACUUAAUAUAUUUGUAAUUGCUGUCAACAUUCAGAAAUACAAAUCAGAUGUAUAAUAUUAUUUACAAAUCUGAGUCCAGCUAUUUGCUGUACAAAUCCUGUACAAAGAUUAAAGAAGUGUAUAUAUGUA
Branchiostoma floridae (Florida lancelet) is the source of this 1171-nucleotide messenger RNA. Its product is annotated as intraflagellar transport protein 43 homolog A-like. Gene Ontology annotation, biological process: intraciliary retrograde transport. Gene Ontology annotation, cellular component: intraciliary transport particle A; cilium. The record is from RefSeq and is a predicted model, not a curated record. NCBI's taxonomy places the organism in Eukaryota, Metazoa, Chordata, Leptocardii, Amphioxiformes, Branchiostomatidae.